AUGGCUGCCACCGGCGGGAAGCUCAUGCACGCCGUCCAGUACGAGGCCUACGGCGGUGGAGCCGCCGCACUGAAGGUAGAGUUUUCUUCUUCUUGAAGAAAUGGGGAUUUACCUGUUUUUUUUCUUCUGUCGUGUGAAAAAUAUUUCGGAAUUCAGUCAUUGUUCAUCUGAUUCGACUGUGUACUUAAUACGUUCGUGAUGACUGCCUGUUGAAGAAUUAAAAGGUGGGAAGAGCUGACAAAUAAUCGGGCGCACUGUUCCUCCACUGAGUGUGGAUGACCGAAGAGUAUGGGUCUUCUGAUUUUAAAGGGCUCGCAGAUCACGGAAUCUCGAACCGCCAUAGAUGAGCGUGAUUGGAACUAUUUUCCAGCAUUAACGAUUGAAAAAUGGUUGCCUGAUCUGGUCUUGUCGUCCUUCACGACGAGAAGCUAAUUUUUCAAAGGGAGGGUCCUCGCGACGAUAAUGGAUGAUUUCUUCAUUGUGAAUAUCAUCUACGAUGUGCAUGACAACCCUAGCUAGGUUUCAUAUACUGGACAAUUUUGGCGACUUUUCCUGGAUUUAGCAUACUAGAGAAAAGGGGAACAAAAUGAUGAAGGAACAAUGUUCAAGUGCGAUAUCCUCUGAUUGUCGACGUGUUUUUGCUUUUUAUCCAGUUUAUCAAAUGAUGUUCUGUAUGCUUAGCCUUUCCUAAAAUGGCUAUUGAUUGGUAUCCUCUUGACGCAGCACGUUGACGUUCCAAUUCCAAUACCAAAGAAGGGUGAGCUUUUAGUGAAGCUGGAAGCGGCAAGCAUCAACCCGAUUGAUUGGAAGAUCCAGAAAGGCGUAAUAUGGCCGUUUCUGCCUCGAAAAUUUCCAUUCAGGCCGGGUAAGUUGCAACAAUGAAAAAAAAGUUUGACAUCAUAAAAAUUGGUCGGGUUUAUUCUGUUUAGUGGUAAUAACUGGUGAUCAUUAUUGUCAGCAAGUCAGUUACUAAAACCUGUUUAUUUCGUUUUAUGGAUUUGACAAUUAACAGUUUUGGUGUGAUCCUUUUAGAGAAAUCAUAAUCCAGUAACAUCGUCAUUAUGUUAACAUUUUUUCUGAUUAAGAUCAUGGAAGUGAUACCAUCAGGGGCACGACAUUUUAUUUAUUCUAAAAAAAAGAAAAGAAGAGAGAAGGUCUGAUAUAUGACUUGAUUGGGGAUCUUCUGUGUUCUUGCUCUGAUGUAUCUGUUUAGGGCUGGUCUAUCUUGAUACUCUACGUUGAUAAGAUCUAGUAUCUGUCACAGUGUGCGCGCGCAGCGAUUCGAUUCCCUGCAUUCAGUUAAAUCAUGGGUCUUGAUCUGCUAGAUGUUACGAGGAAGAGAUAAAUAUGGUUGCUUUAUAGAGAAAAAUCCCUCUUGAAAGCAGCUGUAUACGCAUAUUUACUAUCAGUUGUGAGCUAGGUUUGUUAGUUUCUGAUAAUUGAAAGUACUUGGAUUUCUAGAAGGCAUGUUCUAACAGAUGAAUCACUUUCUUUUGACAUAAUCUUAUAAACUGAGGGGACUGAGAUUAAUUUUCCGAUCUCCUGACUGAAAAAUCAUUUAUGUUUCAGAAGCCGACUCCAAAAAAAUAAAUCAGACGAAAGUUUAUCUGAUAGAUUGCUUACUUCAAUCGAUUUAUAUGUUCUUACCCUCUAUUAUUAUGGAAAACAUUAAUCAAAGUUUCCAUGAAAUUAUUUUUUUGGAAGACUCGCUUUCUGUCCUCAGUUUUAGCAAAGAAUGUGGAAGCAGUUUCAUUAUCGGGGCCAUGAAACCAAAGAGAACUCAUACGCCAUGCCUGUUGCUGUACAAAGAAUCUAUGAAUAUUGUGUUCAAAGGCUCUCGGUUCUCAUGAUGCAGUCACCGAUGUGGCGGGCGAGGUGGUCGAAGUUGGCUCCGGUGUGGACUUCAAACCCGGCGACAAAGUGGUGUCGUUCCUUUCCGGUUCGGUAUGUUCCCACCUCGAGUGGCCUUUUUAUUAUAUGAUCAUCGAUCUACCAGAAUACGUAAUUCAUUACCUUUUUCGGUGCUCUUCCCAGAAUUUCAUAGAAAUUUAGCACAGAUACACACAUAUGUAUUUAUAUAUAUAUAUAUAUAUAUAUAUAUAUAUAUCUAGAGAGAGAGAGAGAGAGAGAGAGUUUUUUGAUCUGUGGUUGGACAUGGGCAGGGAGGAGGGUUUGCAGAGUAUGCCGUGGCAUCGGCUAGUAAAACAGCGAAGAGGCCGGCGGAGGUAUCCGCUGUCGAGGCAGCGGGCUUACCGGUAGCGGGGGUCACCGCCCUCCAGACCCUGAAAUCUGCCGGGAUCAGCUUUGGCAGCGGCGGCAGUGAGAAAGCCGCGAACAUCCUAGUCACCGCCGCCUCUGGCGGGGUGGGCCUGUAUGCGGUCCAGCUGGCAAAGCUGGGCAACUGCCACGUUACUGCCACCUGCGGAGCGAGGAACUUGGAGCUGGUGAAGAAUGUGGGUGCCGACGAGGUGCUGGACUACAAGACCCCUGGCGGCGCCGCCUUGGAGAGUCCCUCCGGGAAGAAGUACGACGCCGUGAUCCACUGCACCACCGGCAUCCCCUGGUCAACGUUUGAGCCCAACCUGGCAGAAAGUGGGAAGGUGAUCGACAUCACCCCCAACGUCACCGCCUUCCUCACAGCCGCCAUCAAGAAGAUCACCUUCUCCAAGAAGCAGCUGGUGCCCCUCCUCGUGAUCCCCAAGCGGGAGGAUGUGGAGUUUUUGGUGGGUCUGGUGAAGGAAGGGAAGUUGAAGACGGUCGUUGACUCGAGGCAUCCUCUGAGCCAGGCAGAGGCGGCUUGGGCCAAGAGCAUCGACGGGCACGCCACGGGGAAGGUCGUGGUGGAGAUAGGGUCCCGUGAGGCCGAGUGA
Molecule: messenger RNA, 2870 nt
Organism: Spirodela intermedia
Lineage: Eukaryota; Viridiplantae; Streptophyta; Magnoliopsida; Alismatales; Araceae
Source: the annotation of a GenBank genome assembly